Molecule: messenger RNA, 756 nt
Organism: Racocetra persica
Lineage: Eukaryota; Fungi; Glomeromycota; Glomeromycetes; Diversisporales; Gigasporaceae
Source: the annotation of a GenBank genome assembly
ACACUUCAAGCAAUAGAAAAAGACACCGGAAAAGAUAGCGUUUUCUUUUUAUGUAAACUUACGGAAGGGUUAGAUAUGGGCGGAUUGAUUGCUAACACAUUAGUGUUUGUUUUUCCUAAAAGUGAGAAAGAAAAAAUUAAUAAUUUGAGUGGUCUUUUGAAGAUUAACGAUUUAUUUUCUGAAACUAAAAAGCCGGAUUUUACUUUAACCCAAGCGAAUAUCAUUGCGAAAAAAAUGUCCCCUUCUUUUUUCGACCGAAUAUUAGCCGACAUUAAAAAUAAACGGCAGGCUAAACAAGGAGGAAGCGGUCCUGGUCCUGGUAAUCCCGGCUCUCCUGGCACUCCGGGCGGACCAGGUGAUAUUCCUGACAAUGGAAAUGGUCCAACCACACCCACACCUAGCAAAGACAAAAAUGACGUUCCUCCACCCCCCGAGGAUGAGGUUGAAAAUAGAUUUAAUAAUGACCCUGCCAAGCAACAAAUAGAGAAUAAUCAGCAACUUACAGAGGACGAAAAACAAGCGGCUUUAAAAUUACUCAAAACCCUAAUCUCUGCGGAGAUUUUAAUCGAAAAAGGACAAUUUAAUCAAUUAAUUUUUGAUGAAUUACUUGCAGAGAAAAAUAAGCAAUCUACUGCUCAUAAGACUCUUAAUGAAAACGAGCGAAUAGAUGGAGUUAUUGAAAGUUUAAAAAGCCUCAAGCAAACCUCUCAAAAUAGCAACCAGCCGACCCAGAAUAAAGAUGAAUUUCCUUUCUGA